Penicillium roqueforti is the source of this 1875-nucleotide messenger RNA. Its product is annotated as MID1 family protein. The transcript has 2 exons. The coding region runs from base 1 to 1875 and encodes 624 amino acids. The record is from RefSeq and is a predicted model, not a curated record. NCBI's taxonomy places the organism in Eukaryota, Fungi, Ascomycota, Eurotiomycetes, Eurotiales, Aspergillaceae. Gene Ontology annotation, biological process: calcium ion import across plasma membrane. Gene Ontology annotation, molecular function: calcium channel activity.
AUGCGACGCCAAUACAACGCGCUGCAGUGCUAUCUUACUGCAACGAUUAGCGCGAUCUUCCUUCUUUUCGCUGUCACGGUCACCUAUGCCGAUGCAUCCGAUGUCCCGGGUACAGAGAACACCUUGAGCCUCCAGGGGGCGGUUCCCAGCGACGGGGCAGGAUUCCCACUUGCGCUGGACUCGUUCAAUGGGCUAGAACUUCGCGACAGUGUCGACGAAGAUGGCGAGUCAAAUGGGCUAGAGCUCGUGCGCAGAUACCCUAAUGUCGCGAAAGCAUUGGGCAACAAUCAGUUCGAGGCGCCGGGCGCGCUCGAGAUCGGCGCUGUCCAGUGGUUCUAUCUGCCCUCGGUUGUGGUGAACGGCAAACACGACCCGAAAGGCGUGGGUCUUCCUGCAUACGUGAAUUCUACAAAUGAAGACGACGAUGACGAUGACUCGACCUAUGAGCUACGGAAACGAGACGGGGACUUCUCGAAGCGAGCGACGACUACGGUCUACUUGUCGCUCACGACCUGCCAAAAACCAUCUACCAACAAGACCGACCUACAAGGCGAGUUCCCGCAGUUGCAGAUGUAUGUGUCGACUUCGCAGAAAUUGCAACAGCCAGGACCGGGCAAAGACGAUUCGCUGCAGGAUAUGCACACUGCCGUUGGCGGGUAUAUUGGAAUCACCUUAGAUACGAAUACCGACGUCUUCGUCGGCAUCGCAGCGCCCAAUUCAACCGACUACACAGGAUAUUACACGUACCAGGUCGCAGCAUCUAUCGAUGCCUUUUUCCACAAUAUCGUGGACGAUGACCCGAAUUUGUUCUUCAUCGACGCGGACACGUCGGCCGCGCUGCUGGUGACGAACAACUUGACUCAGUCUGCGAAGAAUUCGACAAACUACCAGCAAUGGAUGGACAUCGUCCCUCCGUAUACUAUGUUUGCCCACAAUAUCAACGAUACGGCACUGCAGGGCUUGGAGAAAUCAUUCUGCGCUCUCGAUGCGCUUUCGCAGGUGGGCCGAAUAAGUAGUUCAACCGAGGUUGGCAUGACCAAUCGCGGACUUGGGAAUAAGCCCAAGGAACAAUUCUAUAUCACUGGACUAAACCGAAGUUCAUCGUACAGCGGUCUUCUGGCAAUGGUGGGCAAUUCGACCACGUCCGGAAAUGGCAUCAUCGGCGGCGGCGGUAAGGUAUGGCGACCGAUGAAUUUUACGACCAAAGCAGAGGAGAACUGCGCCGUGCUAUUCAACUUAACCUUCUGCUCAGAAGUCGCAUACGCAGUCCCCUCCAACCCCAAACUAAGCGUCGACAAGCUCCGCACAAUCUACGACGACUACGCCGCCGCCUUCUACCAGAACUUCACCUAUUCCCUCCAACAAAUCCAAUGCAAAACAAGCGAAGAAUCGAUGUUUUCCCUCGCCGUGGACUGCGACGAUUGCGCAAAAGCCUAUAAGCAAUGGCUCUGCGGCGUCACAAUUCCUCGCUGCGCAGACUACAGUAGCAACGCCACGUACCUAGCCGUCCGUAACGCAGGCCAGGCCUUCAUCAAUGGCUCUUCCCUGCCGGAUGACAGUCCGUACCGCCAGUCCGUGGCGUCGAAUACAUCCCGCAAUCCUAUCAUCGAUGAGGAGAUCAUGCCGGGUCCCUAUAAGGAGAUCCUUCCCUGUCAGGAUAUCUGUCAUACCCUUGUUAAGGAUUGUCCGUCUGCCCUUGGCUUCGGGUGUCCCCAGGGCGCGUGGAUGAAUUCUUCCUAUGGCUAUCGGAAUUCAGAGGGUAUUAUUACCUGCUCUUAUCUCGGGGCUGUGUAUUAUUUGAGUCUUGGGGAAAAGCUGGGGGCUAGCGGUUGGGUGACUAGCUUGGUGGUUAUGGGAAUUAUGUAUUUGCUGUAG